Molecule: messenger RNA, 1392 nt
Organism: Charadrius vociferus (killdeer)
Lineage: Eukaryota; Metazoa; Chordata; Aves; Charadriiformes; Charadriidae
Product: protein FAM214B-like
Source: RefSeq, a predicted model, not a curated record
AUGCGACACAUCCACGCAGAGACAUCCCUGCCCCUGGAGCACAGCACGGACCCCAGCCUGUCCCAGCCCAGUGGAGAGGCACCCUUGGAGCCUUCCUCGCAGUGCUACACCCACCAUGGCAUCCUCAUGAGCUACAAUGAAGAGAUCAAGCGCCAGAAGGUUUACCAGGUGUCCAUCUUCUCCCAUCUCUCCAGCUCCUCCGAGAGCACGGAGCAGCGGGCAGGCAGCCAGCCAGCCAUCAAGAGGGGUUACCCCGAGCAGCGAACUCUGAAGGGGGAGCAAGAUCCCAAACGAACUCACUGGGGUGGCAGGGGGGUGGAUGUCAAGUGUGAUGAGGGGCCUGGGCAGGCUACCCUGGACAAUGACGAUGCCUUUGAGGACAGUCUGCUGGUGGAAGAACUAUCUCUGUGCAGCUCUGCCCAGCACUUCUCCCACAGCGGGCUGCGGGUGGUGGAGCACCGGUGUGAGGGCAGCCCUAGUCACAGCCCCAAGGCUAGCAGAGAGGACAAGUUGCAGGAUGUCUCCUCCUCCUCCUGGCACAUUGCUUGCAGUACUUUGCACACGAGAGACGGUUGCCCUGUCUCACUGGGCGAUCAGCCCACAGACUAUGGGGAUAACAGGGAGCGGGCAAGUGGCCACAACCUACUUUACCUCGAUUUGCACAAUAUUGCACGAACUCCCCAGUUGGACUCUGGUGGGAAGAGAGAGAAGCCAGGAAGCAGCCUGGCUCACAGCAGCAGGGCUAGUGGAAAAGAGGAAUGGCCAGUGGUGGCCAACAGGUGCAAGGAGACUCCAGCUCUGCAGACAGAGCUCAGCCCUGAGCCCGGCAACCUGAGCUCCCUGGAGAAGAUGCCCUGUGGGAGCAGCUGGCUCAGUGGGAGGGGGUGCCCUGGCAAAAGGAAGCUGAUGCCCGCUGGCGAGGUUGUGGCUGACUCCUGCUUUGAGGACAAGAGCCUGUCCCCGCCAGGGAGGAAGAAGAGGGCCCUGCCAUGCCAUCCAGUGCCUGAGGCCUGCUGCAGCACCGAUGCCAAGGGGGCACCUUUCUGGAAUCACCUGCUUCCCAUGGCCAAGAGCUCUGCAGAUUGCACUCCAGUCGGGAGGAGGCUGAAGAGCAGGCUGCGCCUCAAAUCAUGAGUGCGAUAUCUCUGGAGCAGCCUCCAGAGGGGUACCAGGUCCUCCACAACGCCCUGGGACACCACCACCAUCAGCCAUGCUCUGCUGGGCAACUUUGAGGAGUCCAUCCUGAAAGGGCGCUUUGCAUCAUCAGGGAGGAUCGAGGGGUUCACGGCAGAGAUCAGUGCCAGUGGCUCCUACUGCCCCCAGCACGCCACCCUGCCCGUUGAUGUCACCUACUUCGACAUCUCUGAACAUAGUGCACCCUCGCCUUUCCUG